This is a messenger RNA of Girardinichthys multiradiatus, 2884 nucleotides long. It is a transcript of the gene c7h2orf69, whose product is annotated as chromosome 7 C2orf69 homolog. NCBI's taxonomy places the organism in Eukaryota, Metazoa, Chordata, Actinopteri, Cyprinodontiformes, Goodeidae. The record is from RefSeq and is a predicted model, not a curated record. Gene Ontology annotation, cellular component: mitochondrion.
AUGUUAGGAGCAGAAAACUGUCAACUCAUAGCCUCCAGAGAGGCGGAUGUAGCAGCGGGUUCACUCAUCACUGCGGCCGAACUCAUGAGCUCUGGGACGGGAACCACUCACUGGGAGCUCCGGGGACCGCACAGGGGGAGGCUGCAGCGCCUGCUCGGUGUCUCCGGCUGCGGUCCGAACCGGUUCAACGACCUGCUGCUGCUGCGGCCCGAAUCAGAUGGAGAGAGCUGUGCCGGAACCAAGGAGAGGAGCAACAACAGUCACGUUGUCUUCUUCCAUGGAGACAUCCAGAACUUCCAGGAGGAGAUGGCCCUGCAGCCCGACGGAGCCCAGUGGCUGUCCUGGAGUCUGGAGCAGGUGGCUCUCAUCCUGGGCCGGCGUUUCCCCAACACAAACAUCUGGGUGGUGAGAGCCUCCCGCAUGUAUCUACACAAGUUCAGCUGCUACCACAACUUUGUGGAGAGCAACAUGUUCGGGGCACCAGAGCACUCUCCAUACUCUGCUGACUGUGGAGCCUUUCGCCAACUCAGAACCCUGCUGAGCAACGCCAUGGAGCGAGCCAAGCUGCCAAACCCGCUCCAGCCAGUAGGAGGCGCCGAGAGCAUCCCCUCAGGCUUCUCUCUGACUCUGGUGGGUUUCAGCAAAGGCUGCGUGGUUCUGAACCAGAUGGUGUACGAGCUUCCCGGGGCCCACGCCGACCUGCAGAUGUCUGCCUUUGUCAAGCGGAUCUCAAACAUGUUCUGGCUGGACGGAGGACACCCGGGAGGUAGCGUGACCUGGGUGACUGACAAGAAGGUACUGAAGGAGCUGGCCGCCAGCGGGGUGUCCAUCCACGCCCAUGUAACCCCGUACGAGGUGCGUGACCCCAUGCGGGCCUGGGUGGGCCACGAGUAUGGACAUUUCAUCCAGACACUGGAGGAGUUCGGGGCGUGUCCCAGCAAAAAGCUGCACUUUGAGGAGGAGCCACCCUCCCUCGAGAACCACUUCAGAAUCAUUCUGGAGUUCUGAGUUUGGGUUGGGUGGUAAAACCGGCCCUGAGAACUUUGCUUUUUGUUUCUGUCUCAUGAGGCGAUACGACGUGCACCUUUUUUGGGGGGUUUUCUGCUGCUUAAAACGCUUUAAGGAACCUGAGGCCAAAUGAUUUUAAUUCUGCACAGAUGAAAAAAAUCAUCCCUCAGACAUCCUGUAGGAAACAUGUUCACAUCUGAUUAGAAAUCAUGAAUAAUUGUCUUUCAAUAGGAAGGGAUUUAAAUGACAGUAUAUUAUAUUAUAAAAUAAUUAUAUUUGUGACGUAGCGUUAAGACUGACAGUUCCUUUUUCAUUCCUUCAGUCAGAACCCAGGGUUUAGCUUCUCUUCCUAGAGAUGAAUCUCUGCUGAAGAUCAACCAGAACAUGAAGGUUUUAGUUUCCUGAAUGCAGCCUGUUCUGGCUCCUCAUGAAGAGUUUUCAGUCUCGCCUCGUGGACGAUGUUGAGCUCCAGAACAUCACAUCCCGGCAGAACCUGUAGCAAGAACUUCAAUUAACUUAAAUGUUAGUUUGGUUCUGAUCUGCAGUGAAUCAUCAGUCACUGACUGGAGGAAACGGUCCGGUAAACAUGUAGAAUACUGAUGUAUUAAUAGUUUGGGUCAAGAUGUUCCUGUCCACUCGCCACGAGCAUGAAAACCACCAUGUUUUUGGACCUUGAAUGAUUUAGUUGACCCGUUCUGGAGACUGAGAUAUAAACAUAAUAUCUGCUUCAGUGUCUGUUAGCAAUGUCUCACCCGGUCCACACCCUUUCUGUAUCCAGCAGGUUUCUGACUGAAAUCGGACCCACUCUGCUUGGCAGAACUGAGUCCAUCUUCAUUAGUUGGUUUCUUGGCUCAGACCUGACUUCUAAACAUGGACCAGAACUCAGAUCCUUGGCCAUUUCAGGUUAAUGUUAUCCUGCUUUAUCCAGUCCAGAACCAGUUUGGAUUCUUGUCCUGUUGGAUCACCCAACUGGGUCCAGGUGUCAGUCAUCUAGCUGUUGCCUGAAGGUGAAUGCAGUGCUCCAUUACCGCUGAGAGUGAAACCAUCCCAGACCAUGAUGCAGCCACUACUGUGCUUGACAAGAAGAAGUGUUCUCAGUCCUCCAGAAUCAGUGUGGUUAAACAUCUCAGUCUUCAUCUCCACUGGAGAUUCACCCAGUUCUAAUUUUUAACAGUUAUAGCUGCUCUAUAAGGUCCAAAAUAUUCCACCCUGGAAAAGAAACGGUUCAGAAUAAUCACUAAAAGCUAAAUAUUGGCCUUCAUCUUCAUGAUGCAUGGAUGGAAACUUCUACCCUGCUUCUCUAUUAGAGGCUGAACUAAGUAAGAAUCUGCAGCCUCAGGUUGGAUAUUUGAGACCAGCAUUAAUAAUGACACAAGUUCAUUAGACUCAUUUCUGAUACCCCGAGAAGGCAGUGUGGUAUGCAGCCCUGACUGCAGAGAUGAUUCCUCUAAAUGUGUUUCAAGGCUCCUGCAGAGCCACUGAUCUCUCGUUGCUCCUGGUUUUAAACCAGAAGAAUGUAUCUGAUCUCUGGAGCAUCUUUGCUCUGCGCUGAUGGCUGCUGGUCAUUGAGCUGAAGGUAACCUGACGCAUUCCUUUAUGCUUACCGCCCGCUGGUGUGAGACACGGAACAUGUUGUCCUGUUGCUGUGUAUCUAAUGGUGGCCAGCAGGUGGCAGCAGCAUGACAAACACAUGACACUUUGUUACUUUCUACAACCUUUAAUGAGCUUUUUUCCAGUUUGCUGUGUGAUGCCUACAUAUUAGCCAGCAGUUGAUCACAUUACAGAUUAUUUCUUCUUUUUGAAGAUGUAAUUAUGAUGUUCAAACAUUAAAAAAAACAUACAAAUAAAAUGCAAAAUAAAGAUACUACAUCCUUUC